Messenger RNA from Aureobasidium subglaciale EXF-2481, 959 nucleotides. RefSeq lists its product as uncharacterized. Gene Ontology annotation, cellular component: telomerase catalytic core complex. NCBI's taxonomy places the organism in Eukaryota, Fungi, Ascomycota, Dothideomycetes, Dothideales, Saccotheciaceae. Gene Ontology annotation, biological process: telomere maintenance via telomerase. Gene Ontology annotation, molecular function: telomerase RNA binding; telomeric repeat DNA binding. The coding region runs from base 18 to 914 and encodes 298 amino acids. The record is from RefSeq and is a predicted model, not a curated record. The transcript has 2 exons.
GCGCUCAAGUAUGCACCAUGAAGCGUAAAAGGCAUCGAGGUGGCGUCACUGAAGUCGUCAAACGUACUGGAAUCUGCAAAGACACCACAGAAGGCAACCACCAAUCCACUCCGUCUGUCCUCCGGCUAUACUAUCCUCAAGUCUUGACGCUGCGAGAAUACCUCUCGCAAGCCACAACAUCGAAGAACAAAAAGCGGCAGAUUCUCAAUUACGGUUCUAAUACCGUGGAUAUAUCACAAGAGGCCAAUUUGGAUCUUGCUAAGCUCCUGGACAUUGUCUUGGUCGGAUGCCAUGAUGUCAAGCAAGAAGAGCAUGAUCUCGUCGACUAUCAGAACGACCUCAGCAUCUUCUCGACUCAAGUGUCUGGAUCCACAGCCAGGUCCACUGGCUCACAAGUACCACUCGCCUUCUCUGAGAUAGUCGAGUUCGCAAUAUGGCAGUUGUUUCGUAAGCAUACAUCUGGGCAUCGACCGCCACAUGUUCUUUGUCAUGGAUACUAUCACGACGGCCUUGGAGCUGUCAGAGCAUCGGCGAAAGCCAAUGCGGAAGAUGAUUGUGAGCCUUUAUCACAUAAUCGGAACGAACAUGUGAACAGGCUCAAGGGAGAAGAUUGGGCAGGUCUACCGACAUUGGUUGGCACGAGAGGUACUAUCGCAAUUGUCAAGCUCCUACAAGAUUGUGGCAUGUACAUGCCUCUGGAAGGUGGCAAAAAUAAUCAUAUGCAGAUCAGCGGUGUUGAUCUUUCUGAGCUAAGGUCUCUUGACAAACACAAUCCUGCAGGCGGUCCCAAGCAGAACGGUGGAGCUGUAUCGGCAGUCUCGAAUGUCAACAAGGAUAAGAUACCACAGAGGCGAGAGGCCAACACACUCAAUACAAUCCGACAUCCUCAAUCGUGUCCAGCAUGUCGAAGAUGAGAAUAAGAACGCCCACCUCUUAAAAUAUGUCUUCCCACGACAGUU